Dissoconium aciculare CBS 342.82 is the source of this 774-nucleotide messenger RNA. RefSeq lists its product as uncharacterized. The transcript is spliced from 2 exons. NCBI's taxonomy places the organism in Eukaryota, Fungi, Ascomycota, Dothideomycetes, Mycosphaerellales, Dissoconiaceae. The record is from RefSeq and is a predicted model, not a curated record. Bases 1 to 774 code for a protein of 257 amino acids.
AUGGAUCAAGAUCCAUCUGCUCUCAAUAUCGAUGAGAUGGCCGUGGCGGAGACUCCGAUACUGGAAGAAAUCAUCAAUGUCGCAAGGACUCUGAAGAAGCAUGACCGGCCGAUCAAGAUCUACAUCGGCGAAGACAGCAGACUAAGGCCAUUUUCAGUACAGGAGAGCAUCCUUGCCGGCGUAUCAACAUACUUUGCGUCCGACGCAUGGCGGGAACGGACCUUCAAAGAAGCUAUCAACGGAGAACUCGAACCCAAGGAAGAUGAUUCAGACGUAUGGCAUCUCUUCCUGCACUGGCUGAUCAAGCACCAAGUCGACUUCAUCGAGUUGGCAAAUACAUACGGACCAACUCUACUAGUACGGAGCGUGUGCUUCGCCGAGAAAUACGGGAUCCUCGAAUUCCAAAACGACGCACUCAUCGCGCUCGUCGAGGCCGAAUGUGAUUAUUCGCCAGAAUUAAUGGGGGAGGCUUUCGAAGGCACGACAGAGGGCCAUCCGCUUCGUACACUGGUCGCCGAGCGGGCAGUGUACAACGUUGCUGCGCGGAAACUCGCUGUUGAGGAUCUGGCGGGUUUGGAUGGGCUGGGAUUUUUCCCGCUAUACCUUGAUUUCCGGGAGAAGCUGAUUCCUAUCAAGUAUAAGGAGAGCCGCAAGUUUGAACCGUAUCCGCACAAGGCGGAGAUUUUGCAUCGGGUAGUGCGAGGCUCGAGACUGCAGUCUUUACUGUUGCAUGCACCACUGUCGGGCGACCAGCUCGGCACGGAUGCGACGUGA